AUAUAUUGAAUAUUAAAACACACAGACAGAAGCCUACAUAGAAAAGCUAGUAGUAUUAGUCCAAAAACCAGGGUGUCUUUCUUUUGCUUUUUACUUGGUCUGCACACUUAGAAUGCGACGUUCCUGCAGCACAUUUUAUUAUUGUUCGAAAAAAAAAAAACUCGUGUACUAAUCGAAAGGUUGAUGCUCAUGUUUUUGAAUUGUACCGGUUUGAGGCGCUGCCCCGCCUUGUCUGCCUAACCCUCGGCUCCUGCAAGAUGAAUUGACAUGGCUGAAGGAAGUAUUCCCCCCCUGCUGAAAAACAUUUCUACUGGAUAUCAGGACCGGGGUGGACUCCGGAUUCCCUGGGUGGUAACUUUGCUGGCUACGGUUCUUAUCACAACCAUCGUGGUAGACAUAUUAGGCAACUUGAUGGUGAUAAUCUCGGUCUUCAGGAACAAGAAACUGAGAAAAGCAGGAAAUGCCUUUGUGGUUAGUCUGGCUGUAGCAGACCUGGUGGUAGCCAUUUAUCCGUACCCUCUGGUUCUCUCUGCCAUUUUCCAUGACGGCUGGAGCCUGGGCUACAUCCACUGUCAGAUCAGUGGUUUCCUGAUGGGGCUGAGCGUGAUUGGCUCCAUCUUCAACAUCACGGGCAUCGCGAUCAACCGCUACUGCUACAUCUGCCACAGCCUCAAGUACGACAAGCUCUUCUCUAACAAGAACACCGUCUGUUACGUGAUCCUGCUGUGGGUCCUCACCAUCCUGGCCAUCGUGCCGAACUGGUUCGUAGACUCCCUGCAGUACGAUCCCCGCGUCUACUCCUGCACCUUCGCGCAGUCCGUCAGCUCGCUCUACACAAUCACCGUGGUGGUGGUCCACUUCAUCCUGCCCAUCAGCAUCGUGACUUACUGCUACCUGCGGAUCUGGAUCCUGGUCAUCAAGGUGAGGCGACGCGUCAAGCCGGACAACCGUCCCAAAAUCAAGCCCCACGACAUCCGGAACUUCCUGACCAUGUUUGUGGUGUUCGUGCUGUUCGCCGUGUGUUGGGCACCACUCAAUUUCAUCGGGCUGGCAGUUGCUGUGAUCCCAGGUCUGGGCCUCGCCAUCCCAGAGUGGCUUUUCACUGCCAGCUACUUCAUGGCUUACUUCAACAGCUGUCUCAACGCUGUCGUGUACGGGGUUCUGAACAGCAACUUCCGAAAGGAGUACAAGAGAAUUGUAAUGGCCAUUAUUAAGGUGCCUUGCUAAAAAAAAAAAGGCGGAAAAAAACUAUCCUGCAAUUUUGUGAUAAGGAAACAUUAAAGAGCAGCCAUGUGUUGAGUGUAAUUAUGUAGGACAAUCAUAGUGAAGAGAAUGCUGAAACAAAAUAACAAAAACACUGAAUGUAAAUGAGAAAAUUCAGUAUUAAUGUCAUGUUCUAUUGUAACUUUUACAUGGUGUCAUAUAUUUCAGUGCAUUAUGGGAACUUGAUCAUUUAUUCAGUGCAUUAUGGGAACUUUGAACAACUUGUUUUUUAUUUGGUCACUUGGCUGCUUUAUUGUUGAUAUAAAUAAACAGACAAUCCUAAGUGUAAGCCCCCCCCCCCCCCCCCUUUACAACAUGCUUCUACUGGCAUCAUGGAAGAAUGGGUUAGGAAGUAAGAAUGUUGAUUACAAACUCCAUUUCAACUCACAAACCACAACAGAAAUUACCUUGUAUAUAAUAUAUUGGUAUAGUGCCAAAAGACAUUCAUUAGUACAACAAUAAAAAAAAAGAAAAAAGCUAAAAUUAGACAACGUUUAAUCAUUUUGAAUCAACCAUCCGAAUUAUUUUAAAACCGCACUGAAAUGGCUUAAGUGCUGCCCUUGGUCGCCCUUGGUCCAAUCAGCAAAAGGCAACGCCAGGCUCAAUGAAACCAAAGUCAGGGGAUUCAGAAGUGAUUAACUCUCUUUUGAAAGCUAAAUCCCUCCAAUGUCUUUAUCCCAGCCUUCCCGCUACACACGUUUCUGUGGUCUGCCUAGUUGUUCUAUCAAUGCAGAACUCCAGAUAAUGGGGAUACAAUUCAUUUCCGAUUCGUGGUUUAGCACCUUGGAUUUGUAAGGAUAAAGCCAUCCAUACUCUAAGCUUUAUAGAGCAUUAAAACAUUAGAUUUAACAUACAAUUGUUGUAGGCAUCUCGUACCAGCAAUACAUCUUUUAGUAAUAUUUUUUUUUGCACUUUUAACAUGCUUUUCCAAUGGUUAUACUAUGCAUUUACCAUAGUUUACCAUGUUUAUUAAUAUGCUUUACCUAUCUGUGCUUUACAAUGCUGCCCUAUGCUUUACCAGACCUCUCACUAACAAAGUAGUACAGCAAAAAAUUGAAUAAAAUCAGCCCAGCCACCCAAUCAUGCAAAUACAAAAAUCCUUUUUUAUUGCAAAUGGCAUAUCUUUAACUGAGUGUGUGCCCCAAACAGCAAUCGGCAUGUUCAGAGAAGGCACUUAAAGCUUAAUGACUAUCCCAUAUCCGAGGGGAUAGAAAAAAGAUCCUUUGACAACGGAUGCAGCAAAACAUCCUAACUGACCCUAAGAUUGCCAUCCUUCUACAAGUGUGAGAAACCGUGUAUUCUUAUCUUGUUACCUUGAUGUUGAAAAACUUCAUUGAGUUAGCAGGCAUCAGCUACAAAGCCCUGAAAGAAACCACAACAAAGUGAAGCGGACUGGGAAUUGCAUUUUAACGCAGCAGCAAUGGAAAGUGACUUACAGGGCCGUUUCCGUACCCUAUUGUGCUAAAGGUCUGUCUUGUUAAAUUUUUACCCUGUGAGAAAUGCAUGAUAUAAAUGUGUG
Molecule: messenger RNA, 2782 nt
Organism: Polyodon spathula (Mississippi paddlefish)
Lineage: Eukaryota; Metazoa; Chordata; Actinopteri; Acipenseriformes; Polyodontidae
Product: melatonin receptor type 1A-like
Exons: 2
Coding region: 268-1227 (319 amino acids)
Biological process (GO): G protein-coupled receptor signaling pathway
Cellular component (GO): membrane
Molecular function (GO): melatonin receptor activity
Source: RefSeq, a predicted model, not a curated record